Molecule: messenger RNA, 7215 nt
Organism: Charadrius vociferus (killdeer)
Lineage: Eukaryota; Metazoa; Chordata; Aves; Charadriiformes; Charadriidae
Gene: CACNA1H
Product: calcium channel, voltage-dependent, T type, alpha 1H subunit
Exons: 35
Coding region: 133-7215 (2360 amino acids)
Biological process (GO): positive regulation of calcium ion-dependent exocytosis; calcium ion import; calcium ion transmembrane transport
Cellular component (GO): voltage-gated sodium channel complex; voltage-gated calcium channel complex; plasma membrane
Molecular function (GO): voltage-gated sodium channel activity; low voltage-gated calcium channel activity
Source: RefSeq, a predicted model, not a curated record
GCCUCCGAGGAGGAGGAGCAGGUGCCUUACCCGGCGCUGGCACCCACCGCCUUCUUCUGCCUCAAGCAAACCACCCGCCCGCGCAGCUGGUGCCUCAGGCUGGUCUGUAACCCCUGGUUCGAGCACGUCAGCAUGCUGGUCAUCCUCCUGAACUGUGUCACCCUGGGCAUGUUCCAACCCUGCGAGGACGUGGAGUGCCAGUCAGAGCGGUGCACCAUACUGGAGGCAUUUGACGACUUCAUUUUCGCUUUCUUUGCGGUGGAGAUGGUCAUCAAGAUGGUGGCUCUGGGGAUCUUCGGGCAGAAGUGUUACCUUGGAGAUACGUGGAAUCGCCUGGACUUCUUCAUCGUGAUGGCGGGCAUGAUGGAGUAUUCUCUGGAUGGACACAACGUGAGCUUGUCUGCCAUCCGCACCGUCCGGGUACUUCGGCCGCUACGAGCCAUUAACAGGGUCCCAAGUAUGCGAAUACUCGUCACCCUGCUGUUAGAUACUCUGCCUAUGUUAGGCAACGUCCUCCUCUUGUGCUUCUUUGUCUUCUUCAUCUUUGGGAUUGUUGGUGUGCAGCUCUGGGCAGGGCUGCUGAGAAACAGGUGUUUCCUAGACAAGAAUUUUGCAAUGACAUACAACCUUACUUUCCUGCAUCCGUACUACCGAACAGACGAAGCGGAGGAGAAUCCAUUCAUCUGCUCAUCGCAUCGUGAAAACGGCAUGCAGAAAUGCUCCAACAUCCCAAACAGGAGGGAGUACAAGGUGGAGUGCACCUUGAGCAUGGACUCCUACACCCCAAGUUUAUACAACCCUGACUUCAGCAGCAGGAACGCCUGCAUAAACUGGAACCAGUAUUACAACGUAUGCAUGGCAGGGGACGUAAACCCACACAACGGAGCUAUCAAUUUUGAUAAUAUUGGAUAUGCCUGGAUAGCUAUUUUUCAGGUUAUAACCCUGGAAGGAUGGGUUGACAUCAUGUAUUAUGUGAUGGAUGCACAUUCUUUUUACAAUUUUAUAUAUUUUAUAUUGCUUAUAAUAGUUGGUUCCUUCUUCAUGAUUAACUUGUGCCUGGUUGUGAUAGCAACACAGUUUUCUGAAACAAAGCAGCGGGAGAACCAGCUGAUGCAGGAGCAGCGGGCCCGUUAUCUCUCCAACGACAGCACAAUUGCCAGCUUCUCGGAGCCAGGUAGCUGCUACGAGGAGCUGCUCAAGUACAUCUGCCACAUCUUCAGGAAGGUGAAACGGCGGACAAUACGUCUGUACAAUAACUGGCAGAGUAAGCGCCGGAAAAAAGUUAACCCAAAUAGCACCACAAAUGGGCAAAGCCACCGAUGCAAAAAGCGUAUCACUUCCAUACACCACCUCAUCCACCAUCACCAUCACCACCACCACCACCACUAUCACAUCAGCAAUGGGAGCCCUCGGGGGCCACGCUCCAACCCUGAGAUCUGCGACCUGGAACUCAAGGUCAUGAAACCUGGAGGCCAAUUGAUGCUUCCUUCUCCAUCACCCAACUUGCAGAGCCCCGCUCCUCCUCCAGAUUCGGAGUCUGUGCACAGCAUUUACCAUGCAGACUGUCAUGUUGAAGGACCGCAAGUGAACUGUAAGUCUUCCAAUGCCCCUGCAAGCAUUAAGCUGACUGCCGGACUCUCCAACCAUGGCAACAUGAAUUAUCCUACCAUCCUGCCUUCUCCAACUAGCAAAGCCAGUUCUGUUCCAGUUCCCAAAGGAAAGAAGAACGGCAAUUCACCUGUGGCCGUGGUUAAUAGCCCUGUAAAUAUGGGCACGGAAUCUUAUGGGAAGCUGCAGCAACUGGUAGGAGAGCAUGGUCUGCGGCGGACGCCCAGCCGGCUGUCAGGGCUGAGCGCGGCCUGCCCGCUGCCCAGCCCGCCGGGCGGCACGCUGACCUGCGAGCUGCAGGACUGUCCCUUCUGCGCCAGCCUCCUGGAGGACCCCGAGUUCGCCUUCAGCGAGUCCGACAGCUGCGACUCCGACAGCAACGGCGUCUACGAGUUCACCCAGGACCUGCGGCACGGCGACCACAGAGACCAGCUCCAGCAGCAGCGGGGCAGGAGGAGGAAGAAGAAGAAGAAACCCAAGGAGAGGAACAAGGUCACCCGCCUGUGGAAAGCUUUCGGCAGCAAGCUGAAGAGGAUCGUGGAGAGCAAAUAUUUCAACCGGGGGAUUAUGAUCGCCAUUCUCAUCAACACGCUGAGCAUGGGCAUUGAGUACCACGAGCAGCCAGACGAGUUGACCAACGCCUUGGAGAUCAGUAACAUCGUCUUCACAAGCAUGUUUGCCCUGGAGAUGCUCCUGAAACUCCUUGCCUUUGGCCUCUUCGGCUACAUCAAGAACCCGUACAACAUCUUUGAUGGGAUCAUAGUUGUCAUCAGUGUUUGGGAGAUCAUUGGCCAGUCAGAUGGAGGCCUCUCUGUGCUACGAACUUUUCGGCUGCUCCGGGUGCUGAAACUGGUGCGUUUCAUGCCUGCCCUCCGUCGCCAGCUGGUGGUCCUGAUGAAGACAAUGGACAAUGUGGCCACAUUCUGCAUGUUGCUCAUGCUCUUCAUCUUUAUCUUCAGCAUUCUCGGCAUGCAUCUUUUUGGAUGCAAGUUCAGCCUGAAAACUGAUACGGGAGACACAGUUCCAGAUAGAAAGAAUUUUGAUUCCUUACUUUGGGCCAUUGUGACUGUAUUUCAGAUCCUCACUCAAGAGGACUGGAACGUGGUCCUGUACAAUGGGAUGGCAUCUACAUCCUCAUGGGCAGCGCUCUACUUUGUGGCCCUGAUGACCUUCGGCAAUUACGUGCUCUUCAACCUUCUUGUUGCCAUUCUGGUAGAAGGCUUCCAGGCAGAGGGUGAUGCCAAUAGGUCAGACACAGAUGAGGACAAGACAUCUGCCAACUUCGAUGAUGAUUUUGAAAAGCUAAAAGACCUCCGAGCAACAGAGAUGAAGAUGUACUCACUUGCCGUCACCCCAAAUGGACACCUGGAGGGCAGGGGAAGCAUGCCACCUCCUAUAAUCAUGCGCACUGCUGCCACACCAAUGCCCACACCGAAAUGUUCCCCACACAUGGAUUCAGUGCACACUUUUGUGGACUCAAGGAGAGGGAGCAACGCUUCACUAGACCCCUUGAACUACGAUCAGAAGUCCUUGUCCAGCCUCCGCAGUUCCCCUUGCGCCAACUGGGGCACCAGCAGCAACUGGGGAAGCCGACGCUCAAGCUGGAAUAGCCUGGGCAGAGCCCCAAGCCUCAAGAAGAAGAACCAGUCAGGAGAGAGAGAGUCCUUGCUCUCUGGGGAGGGGAAAGGCAGCACAGACGAUGACUCCGACGACGCCAAGUCCAGCACAGUCAGCAGGCCCUCGUUGCACCGCCGGGCAGAGUCCCUGGACUGCCGCAGCUCCCUGGACCUGCCUGAGCUGCUCCAGUUGCCCACCAUGCGCCACUCACUCAGUGUCAACCCCAUGGCCGUUCUGCCUGCCGAGUACCAAGACUGCAACGGCAAGAUGGUUCACGUCCCCAGUGAGUUCUUCCUGCGUGUCGACAGCCACAAGGAAGAUGCCAUAGACUAUGAGGAUGACAUGGAGGAUAGCUACUGCUACCGAAUUCGUAAAGUCCUGGAGCCCUACAAACCACAGUGGUGCAAGAGUCAUGAAGACUGGUCCCUGUACUUGUUUUCCCCACAGAAUCGGUUCCGAGUGAUGUGCCAGAAGGUCAUUGCCCAUAAAAUGUUCGAUCACGUAGUGCUGGUCUUCAUAUUUCUCAACUGCAUCACUAUAGCACUGGAGCGACCAGACAUAGACCCCCACAGCACGGAAAGGAUAUUCCUAAGUGUUUCUAAUUACAUCUUCACUGCAAUCUUUGUGGCUGAAAUGAUGGUUAAGGUGGUAGCUCUUGGCUUUUUCUCUGGGGAGAACACCUAUCUGCAGAGCAGCUGGAAUGUCCUGGAUGGAGUCCUGGUCUUUGUAUCUAUCAUUGAUAUUAUUGUCUCCAUGGCAUCGGCAGGCGGAGCUAAGAUCCUGGGUGUCCUUCGCGUUUUGAGGCUUCUGCGGACCUUGAGACCUCUCCGAGUCAUCAGCAGAGCCCCAGGUCUGAAGCUGGUGGUAGAAACCUUGAUCUCCUCCUUGAGGCCUAUUGGGAAUAUUGUUCUCAUCUGCUGUGCAUUCUUCAUUAUCUUUGGGAUUUUAGGGGUCCAGCUUUUCAAAGGCAAGUUCUACUACUGUGAUGGUCCUGAUGUAAAAAACAUCACUACGAAGACUGACUGCACUAACGCACGCUACAAAUGGGUUCGGCGGAAGUACAAUUUUGACAAUUUGGGACAGGCCCUCAUGUCCUUGUUUGUCCUCUCCUCCAAAGAUGGCUGGGUGAACAUCAUGUAUGAUGGUUUGGAUGCCGUGGGUAUUGACCAACAGCCCGUCCAGAACCAUAACCCUUGGAUGCUUCUCUACUUCAUCUCCUUCCUGCUCAUCGUCAGCUUCUUCGUGCUCAACAUGUUUGUGGGGGUGGUGGUGGAGAACUUUCACAAGUGCCGACAGCACCAGGAGGCGGAGGAGGCUCGGCGUCGGGAGGAGAAGCGGCUGAGACGCUUGGAGAAAAAGCGCAGGAGUAAGGAGAUAUACCUGUCUGAAGCCCAACGCAGACCUUACUACGCUGACUAUUCCCCAGCGCGGAAGUACAUUCACACCCUCUGCACCAGCCACUAUCUCGACCUCUUCAUCACGUUCAUCAUUGGGGUCAAUGUCAUCACUAUGUCGAUGGAGCACUACAACCAGCCAAAGUCCCUGGAUGAAGCCCUGAAGUACUGCAACUAUGUGUUCACCAUAGUUUUUGUGUUUGAGGCAGUUCUGAAGUUGGUGGCGUUUGGUUUUCGAAGGUUCUUUAAGGACAGGUGGAAUCAGCUGGAUUUGGCCAUAGUUCUCUUAUCAAUUGUGGGAAUCACGCUGGAGGAAAUUGAGAUGAAUGCUGCACUGCCCAUCAAUCCCACAAUAAUACGCAUCAUGCGGGUGCUGAGAAUAGCAAGAGUGCUGAAACUGCUUAAAAUGGCCACUGGGAUGCGAGCUCUCCUGGACACAGUGGUACAAGCGCUUCCCCAGGUAGGGAACCUUGGCCUACUUUUUAUGCUCCUGUUUUUUAUCUAUGCUGCCCUGGGAGUGGAAUUGUUUGGCAAGCUAGAAUGCAGUGAAGAAAAUCCUUGUGAAGGUCUGAGUCGACAUGCAACUUUCACCAACUUUGGCAUGGCCUUUCUUACCCUCUUCAGGGUGUCAACAGGAGACAACUGGAAUGGUAUCAUGAAGGACACUCUCCGGGAAUGCACUCGGGAAGACAAGCACUGCCUCAGUUACCUGCCUGUUAUCUCUCCUGUCUACUUCGUCACCUUCGUCCUCAUCGCACAGUUCGUCCUAGUCAAUGUAGUGGUGGCAGUGCUGAUGAAGCACUUGGAGGAGAGCAACAAGGAGGCCAAGGAGGAUGCUGAGAUGGAUGCUGAGAUCGAGUUGGAGAUGUCCAGAGGAGCAAGCACCUCGGCCACCAGUGGGAGCAGGGGAGGUGCAGUGGCCCUGGAGAGCAGGGCACCCUACAGAAGUCAGGAGACCAUGAAGUCAGAGUCAGCGGUGCAGGUGAAGCACCAAGCCUUGAGUAGCUUUGAGGAGAAGGGCAUCACCCCUCAGGCCGGGCUGAAAGCAUCUCUGGGAAAAUCAGAGCAGAACAGUGGCGGCACAGCCUCUCUGAGGCCACAGGACUCUCAAAACCUGCUGACGGUCCGCAAGAUCUCCGUUUCCCGUAUGCACUCCUUGCCCAACGACAGCUACAUGUUCCGGCCAGUGAUGCCAGCGAAAGCUCCUUUCCCCCUCCAUGAGGUGGAGAUGGAAACGUAUCCCUGCAAAUCCCAAAGAGGGUCCAUCACCUCCAUCCGCUCCCAGCCCGUGGGAACGUGUUCCUCUCUGAGAGUCCCAACGGAGUCCCUCCAGCUGGCAGUCCGUUCUCCCAACCACGAAGGCCGCCACCGCUGGAAGAUCCUUCCCCCCCACGUCACACCUCGAUCUCCUACUCUCAACAAGCUGCUGUGCAGACAGGAGGCCAUCCGAAGGGACUCUGUGGACGGGCAGACUCCGGACCGCAAGGACAGCCUGCAAGCGGAGCCUGGAGAGACGCUACCAUCAGCAAAGCAGCCCCAGAGCACCUUCACCCCCAGCCCACUCCAUUCCACAGCCGCCUCCCUCCCGGGCACCCCCCCGCAGUCCCCCCCGUCCUCCCCACAUCGACAUCCCAGCACGCUCACGCGGAAGCACAGCUGCGGCCAGCACGGCGUCCCCUCUCAGCCACCCAGCCCCGGCGGCAGCCCUCCCAACCCCGAGGGCAGCCUCUUCGAGUCCUCCGACCUGGCUGACGAGGAGGUUCGCCACAUCAACAGCUCGGCCAAAGACUGGGGAGGGGAGCACUCAAACGCUGGGAGCCGCUCGACUUCGCCGUUCGUCUCCCCGGCCCCAUCUCCGGUGCCCCUCAAGAACUGCAGCACAACCAGCCUCUCCAGAGGCAGCAGCAAGGAGAAAGACUUGAAGAAGUUUUACAGCAUCGAUACGAAGGGCUUCCUCAACAAGCCCAGCUGGGCAGACGACCAAAGGCGGCACUCCAUCGAGAUCUGCCCUUCCAUCAGCGAUGGGGACUGUAGCUUUGAGGACCGUGCCCACAUCCAGACGGAGUCCGAGUACAUCCAUGGAGCCCGGAGGAAGAAGAAGAUGAGCCCGCCCUGCAUUUCUAUAGAUCCUCCCAUGGAGGAUGAUGGCGGGGCGGCCUCGCGCACCAAACCCUCUGAGAACAGCAUGCUGCGGAGAAGGACCCCAUCCUGCGAGUUCCCGGCUUACAGAGAGUCCCUGGAGCUUGCGGAGAGCCAGCCCGGGGAGCCGGCCUCCAAAGCGGAGCGCCGGGGCCAGCUCCCGUGCCGCGGGGAGCACCUGACCAUCCCCAACUUCUCCUUCGAGCAGUUGGACGGCAGCUCCUUGAGCAGCCUCUCGGAUCUCCUCCUGGACAGCGGUCAGUCCACGCCGGCCUCCGUGGACUCCCGGCCGGACCCCGCCACCUCCGAACUGAAAAAGCCGGAUCACUUAAAAACUCAGUGGAGCAACUCCGAGAAAAGCAAAGAGCUCCUGGGCGUUGCUAAGAGCCCCCUCCAGAAGCAGGACUUGGUCCCGGUGACUGUUGCGACAGAAGAAGACAUAGAUGACCCAGUAUAG